Molecule: messenger RNA, 1161 nt
Organism: Aspergillus puulaauensis
Lineage: Eukaryota; Fungi; Ascomycota; Eurotiomycetes; Eurotiales; Aspergillaceae
Gene: IDH1
Product: isocitrate dehydrogenase (NAD(+)) IDH1
Exons: 5
Coding region: 1-1161 (386 amino acids)
Biological process (GO): isocitrate metabolic process; tricarboxylic acid cycle
Cellular component (GO): mitochondrion
Molecular function (GO): isocitrate dehydrogenase (NAD+) activity; NAD binding; magnesium ion binding
Source: RefSeq, a predicted model, not a curated record
AUGUUUGCCCCAAGGACAGUUCGGCCCGCGCAGUCGCUCUUUCAACGCGCUGCAGCUCAAUCUUCCUUCGUCCGUUCCCCCGUUGCGGCAAGAUCUUUUGCGACAGUUCAGCAGGAUAUUUUCAAGCCCACGAAGUAUGGUGGCAAAUAUACAGUGACGCUCAUUCCAGGCGAUGGUAUUGGUGCCGAAGUCGCGGAAUCGGUCAAGACCAUCUUCAAAGCCGACAAUGUACCCAUUGAAUGGGAGCAGGUUGAUGUCAGUGGCGUGGAUACCGGCAACAAGCACUCGGAAGAACUCUUCAAGGAAUCGAUUGCAUCUCUUCGACGAAACAAGUUGGGUCUGAAGGGUAUUUUGUUCACCCCGGUCGAGCGCUCUGGCCACCAAUCCUUCAAUGUCGCCCUUCGACAGGAACUUGAUAUCUUUGCCUCGGUCGUGCUCAUCAAGAAUAUCCCCGGCUACCAGACCCGCCACGACAAUGUUGAUCUCUGCAUCAUCCGUGAGAACACCGAGGGUGAAUACUCUGGCCUUGAGCACCAGUCGGUGCAGGGUGUCGUUGAGUCGUUGAAGAUCAUUACUCGUGCGAAGUCUGAGCGUAUCGCCAAGUUCGCGUUUAGUUUUGCUCUCGCCAACAACAGGAAGAAGGUCACAUGUAUCCACAAGGCGAACAUCAUGAAGUUGGCGGAUGGCUUGUUCCGCAGCACCUUCCACAAAACCGCAGAGAAUUAUCCGACCCUGGAGGUUAACGAUAUGAUUGUCGACAACGCCUCUAUGCAGGCCGUUUCUCGGCCCCAGCAAUUUGAUGUGAUGGUCAUGCCCAACUUGUAUGGCGGUAUUCUCUCCAACAUCGGUGCUGCCCUUGUGGGUGGCCCUGGUGUUGUUCCCGGAUGUAAUAUGGGUAGGGAUGUUGCCGUUUUCGAGCCUGGCUGCCGUCACGUUGGUCUUGAUAUUAAAGGAAAAGACCAGGCUAACCCCAGUGCGAUGAUCCUCUCUGGGUCGAUGCUUCUCCGCCACCUUGGCCUCGACGACCACGCCAACCGCAUCUCCAAGGCUGUCUACGAUGUGAUUGGUGAAGGUCAAACACGGACUCGGGACAUGGGCGGACAGGCCACCACCCACGAGUUCACCCGUGCUGUCCUGGACAAGAUGGAGGCUGCUUUGUAA